This is a messenger RNA of Leptonychotes weddellii (Weddell seal), 3626 nucleotides long. The record is from RefSeq and is a predicted model, not a curated record. NCBI's taxonomy places the organism in Eukaryota, Metazoa, Chordata, Mammalia, Carnivora, Phocidae.
CCCUUGGAAACCUGCCGACGUGCUGCGGUGGAUGGGGCCUGACCCAGGCUGCGGAGGAGGGCAUGGGGAAUCGUGCGGGCCCCUUGAGAGCUUCCUGUUCUCUGUGCUGGCUGCUGCAGGGGAGGGAGGGACAGGCAUCCCCGUGGAAGUGGACCUGUGGUCCUCUAAAAUCAUCCUGGAUUAACCGGGGGGCUUGUUGUAGUCACAGCCCGACUCAGCUCUGGUGGCUGGUCACAGGGUCCCAGCAGGUCCUGAGUGCAGGACCCCAGGGCAGAACCAUCUCCUCGGGCAGACAGAAAGAUGUCUGGUUCUCUCUCUCUCUCUGCCUCUUCCCCACCCCCUGUCUCGGUGCCCCUCUCUCUCUCCCUCCUCUGCUUCAGCGCGGUGCAUCAGGCCUGGAUCCGCCAGGACAGCCAUAAAUGGCAAUGUGCUGCCUGCAGGCUCGCGCUGGCUCCGAGAAGCCUCCCUCCUUGGCCUCCGGGAGCCCCUGGCCCCAGUGUUUGGCCUCUCCCCCCAGCCAGCCCUCCACUGGAGGAAACGGCUGAAUUGGAGAAGUGUCCCGGGACAUGUGAAGUUAAAACUUGGGCUCUGUCCAGUAGUGGAAUGCUGGGACUCUGGUCAGUGAGGUGAGGGGGUUGGGUCCCAGCCCCAGACUGUCUUGGUGACCAGCCAGGGUGACACCAGCUGUCCGUCUCAGAGGGUGUCGCCAAUUCACAGUUUGCACGAAACUGGUUUACUUUCAUUAGAGCACGGUGUGUUGGCUUGCUAGGGCUGCCGCGACCACGUACCAGACUGGGCAGCUUGAAACACAGACCUGUCUUUUCUCCGGAACAGUGAGGUCCCAGCGCGGGCAGGGCCGCUCUCUCCCGAGGCCUCUGUCCCUGGUGUGCAGGUGCUGCCUUCUCGCCACGUCCUCACAGGGUCUUUCCAUGAGCACACGCACCCCUGGUGUCUCUCGCGUGUGUCCUUUCUUACAGAUUUCCUCUUAAAAGGACACCAGUCAAAUUGGGUUGGGACCCGCCCCAUCGGCCUCAUUUUAACUUAAUUCCUUCUUCAAAGGCCGUCUCUCCAAAUGUAGUGACAGUCUGAGAUACUUGCAGUUUGGACCUCAGCCUAUGAAUGUGGGGAGGGACACAAUUCAGCGCACAAUGCAGGGUACCUUGCAACACGCUCAGGACCAAGGGCAUUGACCGGAAAUGGAGAGUGAUGGCCUCUUGCUGGCUUGCAGUCAGCACUCUGAGCACCUGUGGGGUUGUGCUGGCCCCAGGCAUGGUCCUAGCCCAGCUAUGUGGGGAAGCAAGCCCAAGGGUGGGUGGGAUUCAGACCUCGAGACCCCCCGGGGAUUGCCUUCAGCCAGGGGCAGCCAGUCCUUCGCUGAUUCAUUCAACAAACACUGAGCUGGGGGCCAGAGUCCCUUCACCUCCCAGUUCAGGCCUGACAUCCCCUACCUGCGCUUUGAACCCCCUUCUAGGAGUUCUUCCUGCCUCCGAUCCUGCCCUCACUAUGCCAUUCCACUUCCUGCUCCAAAAAUUCCAGUCUCCUCCCGUUUCUCCCCAUUUAAAAGCUGCUGGGGGCCCCUCGUCGCCUUGUCCCCUGUAAGAUCUCCCCGGUCUGAGCCCUGCCUCCUGACCCCCACCCUGCAAUCCCCUGCAACCACAUCAAACUCCAGCAAGUCAUUGCAAAAGCUGUGAUGCUCCCUGCCUGGCGUCCCCUCUGGGGCCUCACUGUGCCCCUCAAGCUCAGCCGAGCUGCCCUCCUCGGGGCCCCUCUACCCUGUUGCUUAGACACACAAUGUGCUCCAGAAAACAUACCUUCAAAACUGCACGUGCCAAAGCAGGAUGGAAGGUGGGACGUGUCGUAAGAAGGAAGGUAAAGAGGUACGGCCUUUCCGACGGCUCUUGCUCCAGCAUUUUGUGCGUGGUUGCACCUUACCGCCCUCCUUCGCUGUCACACACACAGUUCACCGUCUGGAGGGAUGCCCAAGGGCCACCAACUCCAAAAGGACGGCCGUCUUUGUCCCAAGGACACUGUGUACGAGACCCGCGCCCAUCUUAUUACUGGAAGAGGAGCAGGAGAAGGAGCAGGAUGGCCAGGAGGGCCAACCCCAAGCAGUGCCUGAGGAAGAGGAUGGGGAAGAGGUCUUCUCCUUUAAAUACAGCCCCGGGAAGCUGCGGGGAAACCAGUACAAGAAGAUGAUGACCAAAGAGGAGCUGGAGGAGGAGCAGAGGAUUGAGCUGACCUCUGACCUCACUUCCCUGUAGCAAGUUCCUUAGGUCCUGAGCCACACAUAUUCUUGCAAAUCCUUUUGAACCGAAGAAUAAUGAAGUUAUCCUUAGCCUCCUGCUAAAGGCUUUUCCUUUUGGCAUCUAAAAAGCUUGAGAGAUAAAAUGGAAAUCCCCAGAGAGGAGCCAUGCAGGCUCCCAGGUGCCUCUGGCCUGCAUAAAUCCGCUGGGACCCAGACCCUCCAUCAGGACCUGUCCCUCAGCGGGGAAGGUGCCGGGAGUACCUUGGCCCCCAGGGUAGAGGUGUUCGUCCCUGUCGGUGUGGAUUGCUUGGUUAAGCAAGGGUUUCGUAGACUUUGGUUUUUCUUAUCGCUGAACCCUACUCUCCACUCACCGUUCAGACCUGUGAUAUCAGCCGUGACAGCCCCCUUAUCAUUUUAAACCAGUGUAGCUUCACUCCAGUGCCCCCACCCCACCCCCAGCCCACACUGGCCUUUUCCUUCCCUGGAGCCAAACCGAGAAAGACUCUGAGGCAGAGCUCCUGUGCUCAUCAGCUGCUCAGGGAGGGUGGACUGUCCUCCUUUCCCUGGGGGCCCACUUCCCUCUUUCUAUCCGGUGGCUCGGUUGUUGGGGGUGAGGGACGCGUAUUGAUGGCCCCACAGCAGGGAACCAGCGACAACUCUAGAUCUGUGUCGCCCUUAGUCUUCAUUUAGAGGAGGCUGGAAUCCGGGCCUCUAGUGGCUCAGAGGCCUUUUCGCUCUCACCAGCUCAGCCGAAUCUCCACCUUAACUUUGGCAGAAGCAAUAAGAAUAGUCUGCUUGAAAUAGAUUUCUUGACUAUGCCGUUUCCUAGAAGGUGUCAUAGAUAAGUUAGAAUUUCACCAGAUAAUGAGAUCAGUCCCAGAUCUGUUUCUUGGAAUUUUAUAUUGGACAAUAUUUAUAUUAUACCAAACUAAUCUGCAGUUUUUAGAUGUGUUGGUUAAAACAUUUUUUUAAAGCAGUAAGUUUAUAGAAAAAUAUUUUCCAUUUAAUGGAAGGCCGGGAUGCCAACCCCUGGGGCAUGUUACAUUCCCAGUGACCUUCUCCUCUGGGCCUACAAGCUUAGGUUCAGGGCCAUAGUGCAGAUAAGGCGAUGGUGGGCGAGCCCACAUCAAGCCACGUGACGAGUAGAUUUACCCUGUUGGCACUCCUGUCCCCACUCAGCAACAACAACAGCCUUAUCCAGGCUGGGAUCUUACUGCUACAGUAAGUAGGUGCCGCCCUCCCGGGUUAGUUACCGAACUAGUUAGCUGUCUGGAAUCUUUCUGCACGUGGCUUGUAGGCGCCAAGCCUCACGUACUCCUGAUGGCUUGGAUCUGUGUAUUCAGCCUUUGUUCAGCCCAAUAAACUUUGAGUAGAUGAUCUC